AUGGCCCGCACCAAGGUCAAAGCCGAGGAGGAGCAGGGGAUGAGUGCAUUCGAGAAGAUGCGCCUCGCAAACAUUGCGAAGAACAAGACCAUGUUGGACGACUUGGCCAAGGCUUCGAAUAAGAUCAUGCCUUCCAAGCCCAAACCAGCACCAAAGUCUCGGUCGACUCCAGUAAAGAAGGAGCCUGUCGCUCCCACUGGCCCGGUCCGUCGCAGUGCUCGCGUUGCAGGCUUCGACGCCGACAACGAGACCCUGAAGCGCAAGUACGAGGUCGAGGUUGAAGAAAAGGCUGCCCAAGAAAAGGCCAAAAAGACGAGGAUCGGUGGCAACCUUAGUCUGGGAGACAUCGCCGUCGACGGCAAGAAGUUCAACAACGGAAUCACCGGAUUGAGCGCACUGGUCCCUCGGGGAGCCCAGCCCGGCGUCCCCACAUUCACGGAUGAAGACGUGGAGAACACGUCUGAUAAGGACCUGAAGGAUCUGCGCAAGAAGAUGGGCAAGUUGGAGCUCUAUGAGAAAUGGAGCCCGCAAGACAUCAAGAUUUGUCCCUUGCGCAUCUACGCUGCCACUUUCCAUCCUACAGAGGACAAACCCCUGGUAUUCGCCGGUGAUAAGGAAGGCGCUCUAGGUGUUUUCGACGCCUCUCAGGAUGGCCCCCCGGAGAACGAUGAUGACGAAGACGCCUGGUUUGACCCCAAGAUUGGUGCCUACAAAAUCCACACUAGAACUAUCACAACCAUCAUCGUUUCUCCGUUCGAGCAGCAAAAGGUUUACACGUCCUCAUACGACUCUACCGUCCGUGUGCUAGAUUUAGAAAAGGACGUUUGUUUGCCCGUCUGGGAGCCCGAGGACAAGAAUGAAGAUAUCCCCCUGUCUGCCAUUGAUAUCCCUCUAACAGAUAAGAACAUUAUCUAUUUCUCCACUCUCAACGGCGCCGUUGGAAAGGUCGACAUCCGCGACCCCAAGUCCACAGAGAUGUGGCAGUUGUCCGACAACAAGAUUGGAGGCUUCUCUUUGAACCCGCGCGAGCCACACCUUCUUACCACGGCGUCUCUCGACAGAACGGUCAAGAUCUGGGAUUUGCGGAAGGUCACCGGCAAGGGAGAUAUGAGACACCCUGCCAUGCUCUAUGAGCACAACUCCCGCCUAUCAGUCUCUCACGCGUCAUGGAGUCCCGGCGGCCACAUUGCCACGUCUUCCUACGAUGACACAGUCAAGAUUUACGACUGGGCAGAUCAUACCGACUGGGACAAGUCUACCGAGAUGGAGCCGAAGCAUAUUGUAAAGCACAACAAUCAGACUGGCCGUUGGGUGACCAUCCUCAAGCCCCAGUGGCAAAAGCGCCCGAAGGAUGGCAUCCAGAAGUUCGUGAUUGGGAACAUGAACCGUUUCGUCGACGUGUACGCCGCCAAUGGCGAGCAACUUGCGCAGUUAGGUGGAGACGGCAUCUCGGCUGUCCCCGCUGUCGCUCACUUCCAUCCGACGAUGGACUGGGUGGCCGGUGGUACGGCAAGUGGAAAGCUGUGCUUGUGGCAGUAA
Messenger RNA from Colletotrichum costaricense, 1539 nucleotides. Its product is annotated as WD domain-containing protein. The transcript has 2 exons. Gene Ontology annotation, cellular component: nucleus. The record is from RefSeq and is a predicted model, not a curated record. Gene Ontology annotation, molecular function: protein binding; DNA binding. Lineage: Eukaryota; Fungi; Ascomycota; Sordariomycetes; Glomerellales; Glomerellaceae. Gene Ontology annotation, biological process: regulation of DNA damage checkpoint. The coding region runs from base 1 to 1539 and encodes 512 amino acids.